CUACCAUGCUGCACGCCUCGAGAAUGUUUGUCCACAAGACCGUUAAUAUUUCUGGUAAUAUGUUACUGUUUUCACGGCGCAUGUUCCACCUUAGAAAUUGGGAUGUUAAAAUUGGACAUGUUUCUAGAUCGAUGUCUGUUAACACUCGCGGCCGGCAAAAACAAAGUUUUAGAAACCACUCUGAGGUGGAGGUAAAUGCACGACCCCAGAUAAAGAAGCGAGGCACGAACGAAAACAAGACACGUUUCUAUAGGGCAGCAGGUAAGCCUGCUACCAGUGGGAGUAAUGAUAACUUCAGUCAGCAUACAGACGAAGAUAUUGCUAAUUCAGAUAUGUUUGGGAUAGAGGCUUUCCAGCGAGAUAUGUUGUAUUUGCCAAAAACUCCGAACAUUCAGAAGGACGACAUGGACAGCGUGAAGCGUGAUUCGAUAACCCCCAAGAAACCUGCAUAUGCGGAAAAAGUUAUGGUUGCCCCAUUUGGCAUGAUACGCUUUGAUAGUGACAAUAAACUCAGUCGACAUGGUGAGCUGGACGUUCAUGAUGCCAUGCUGCACAUGCAAAGUGAAGUGCCUAUAGAAGAAAUGGAAGACGCCCAAAUCUUUGACAGGCCUGUCAGAGAUUUAUCAGUAUCAGCAAAAGAGGAAGAAAAUGUCAAAAGUUUAAGCAGCUCAGUCCUAUCAAAAUCAGUGCAAAAUGUGGGAUAUGUAAAACAUCCAGAUAACCUUCAAAGUGUACAUUUUCAAGAAAUAGAAAUGCAUCUCCCAAAAAUAGAUAAAAAAUCAAAGAAAAUUACUAAUACUGUUGUUACUGAUUCUAUUGAUGACAUAGACACUAAAGUGAAAAGUUACAUAAACAGUAACUGGCAGUUGGAAAAACCUCAUUUUGGCGAGCCUAAAACAACACAAAGUGACUUCAGGCUGAGUGAUAAGGAAAAUGAUAAUGAUGACCCGAAACCUGAGGAAAACAUCUUGCCCAAUUUCAAUUCACCAAAAGUAGAUGGUGAAAUGGGUUCACAUUCAUCUGAACCUGUACCUGUCACUAAAAAGGACAUUGAAACUUAUCAGUUAGCAGACAGCACUGAAGCCAGUAGUAAUGAGGUUGCACAGGAUUUGGAAGGACUGAGUUUCAUUGAUGAACAAUAUUUUGGUGAAAUAGGUUCACAUUCAUCUGAAUCUGUACCUGUCACUAAAAAGGACAUUGAAACUUAUCAGUCAGCAGACAGCACUGAAGCCAGGAGUAGUGAGGUUGCACAGGAUUUGGAAGGACUGAGUUUCAUUGAUGAGCAAUAUUUUGGUGAAAUAGGUUCACAUUCAUCUGAAUCUGUACCUGUCACUGAAAAGGACAUUGAAACUUAUCAGUCAGCAUACAGCACUGAAGCCAGGAGUAGUGAGGUUGCACAGGAUUUGGAAGGACUGAGUUUCAUUGAUGAGCAGUACUUUGAACCUUUUUACAACGAAUCACAAGCAAAAGAGAGAUAUUCUGAUAAUGAGUCAAUUCCAAAAUUCCUUAAAAAUAUGGAAACUCAACAGAUGCGUGGUAAGGAGAUCACCAACCAGUCUUCCCACAGUGAAGCAAUGGAAAGGAAACUGUCUGGUCAUCCAUCUACAAUUGACCAUGAUGACCCCUCGGAAAGGAGGCCUCGUCAGAGUGGACAUCACAGGACUGAUGGAAAAGAGCAUGGUGGUUCAGGUUCAUCAAGCCAAGAUUUUGAAUCAGAAAAAUCAACUGGAAGGCGCCCAAGAAAUGUCACUAAACAAGAGGAACGGAAUAAGCAGGCAGAUUCUUUCAAUAUUGAUGAUCCACAGACUGCAUAUGAUAUGGCUAUGAAGGUCAGGAUACAGAAGAAGGGCCUGAAAAAGAUAGAAGAAGAUGGACAGGUCUUUAUUGGUAAAGUAGACAGCAUGGGAUACAGAAUAUUGAAAGACAUUGUCCCAAAUUGGAAACAUAUACCAAAAGAGGUGGCUGCAAAAAUGUUGGUGGAUGAAAUAAUAUAUGAUGAGAAUGAUAUUAUUGCCAUAAACAAGCCAUAUGGACUUCCAGUUCAUGGUGGUCCUGGUGUACCAAUGUCUGUUGGCCAGCUGUUGCCAGAAGUGGUCCAGGUACUACAGAAGAGAAGACAUCAGGUGGAGAGGCUCCAUCUCGCUCACAGAGUGGCUCAGUAUGAAACUGGGGUCUUGCUUCUUGCAAAAACCAGAGAAAUGACAGAAAAAAUACAGGCAGCAGUUUUAAGAGGUGACAUGAUAAAAAAGUACUGGGCAAUAACCAAGGGAGUGCCAGUUAUACCAAAAGCUACAGUAGACAUCCCGAUGGCAAUGGCAAAGAUCAAAAUACAGGGCAAGUCGAUAGAAAAAAUGACCCUUAUCCCUGAUUACACUGAGGAAACCAAAUUGGUGAUGAGAAAGCGUCGUAAAGACGUACUUGAGGCAGUCACAAAGUAUAAGGUCUUAGAUGAUAAUGGAAAGUGUGCAUUGGUGGAAUGCCUGCCAAUGACAGGUGUGAAAGACCAACUACGCUGUCACUUAGCUCUUGGUGUAAGCACAGCAAUAUUAGGAGAUCACAAGUACUCUCAUUUUACAAAAUUAGCACCUCAGCGACUCCACCAUGAAACCCUGGAAAUGUUGGGCAUCCGUCAGCAGAAGGUCCGCCAUGUUCCAAUGCACCUCCACUGCAAGUCUGUUCUCCUACCAGAGUUUGAGGCUGGCCGGAACAUAGCUAUAUCAGCUAGAUUGCCCAAACAUUUUUUAAUAUCACUAAGAAGACUGAAGCUCAACAGCAAGAGGCGUAGUAGAUAGGAGUAAUAUCAGCAAAAGUACUGUAUGGAAAAAUACUGUUAACUAAGACCAAUUCAUAAUAAACUUGUGCCAGACAUUUGAACUUACAUCGUUGCUUUUGUCAUCGAUUUCUUUGGCAAGUAAAUGUUGCUUUAAUGGCAUUGUCCUGAAUAUUAGCAAAAACAAGAUGGCUACAAUAAUCACAAUAAUCUUUAUUCACAACAGAAAUUACAAUAAUUUCCAGUUUAAAACUAGUCAACAAAUAAUAAAUUAGUCACAACAGAAAAAUCUGCUGCUGCAGAGUAAUCUUCCCUUCCUGGACCAUCACAUGUAUACUAGGACAGAAUUGAAAUGAAAUAAAUAAUAUCUUUAACAAGAAAGGUGAAACCAGUGCAACCUUUUUGGCCUCACUGACAAACGGGUUUCUUUUGCAUGUGUACUUUUUUUACCACAAUAUGAAUCUAGUCACCCUCUACAAUAUGAAACCCAAUGAGCAAGUCCAUGACCAAGGAAAUAAAAUGCCAUAAAACCAUCAUAAAAAUCUUCUCCACUAUAACUUAUCGAUAAAACCAUAAGGACCCUCUUAUUACCAAGUUGUACAGAAAAAAAAAAAAAAAAAAAAAAAAAA
Messenger RNA from Lingula anatina, 3399 nucleotides. RefSeq lists its product as uncharacterized. Gene Ontology annotation, molecular function: RNA binding; pseudouridine synthase activity. The record is from RefSeq and is a predicted model, not a curated record. Gene Ontology annotation, biological process: pseudouridine synthesis. NCBI's taxonomy places the organism in Eukaryota, Metazoa, Brachiopoda, Lingulata, Lingulida, Lingulidae.